UGCUACUGUGAAACUUCGUUAUCUGAGUUAAUUUCCUUUUACCCUUAAAAGAAUUUUUAAUUGCUUUGGAUCCACACUCCCUUAGUCAUUACUUUUUCCCAUUUUCUCUCUCUUUCCCUUCCCACCCUUUUAAAUCUUGGUGCUGCGCCCACGCUUAUCAGCUCAGGUAGUACUUAAGAGAGAAAGAAUCAGAGAAAGAAAGACUGCAUUUUUUUGAAAACCCUUUCAAGAAUCAAGUUUCAAGAUUCUAAUAUACCAUGGAAGACUACUAUUAUUCAAGAAACCAUGUUCCGGCUUUUGGAAGCUGGGAUUGGAACAAUGAUUUACCUUUUACUCAAUGCUUUGAAUCAGCUAGACAAGCUGGGCUGCUUCGUUACAGUUUCUCUGAAGAUCGUGAUUUAUAUGUUGCUGGUGAUUUGUAUGAGAAUGAUGUGGUUACACCUGCUAUGAUUGUUGUUCCUCGUCGCAGGGGAAAAGUACGUCAGUCUCGUGAAAAAGAGGAGAAAAGGCAGGAAAAUUGGGCUGUUGGUGACGUGAAAGAAGCACCCAGUCCUAAUAAUAAUUUUAUGGCUAUGAGCAGGCCAACACCUAAGCCUGUUGAUGAGGACUUGUACAAAAUCCCACCAGAGCUUCUUUAUCAAAAACCCAAAAAGAAAAGAGGAUUGUGCUUCUUUUCAAGCUGCUUGCUUCCUACUUGUGUAUUGUGAAGCUUGUUGGAUUAUGGGUACAUAUAUAUAUAUAUAUGGAGAGAUAUGAGAAGAAUAUAUAUAUGUAAUUAUACCUUCUUCUUUUUUGGGUACUUAAUAUUAGGAUAUUCUCGGAUCAGUUUACACGAAUCAUCCGAUUGGAUUCCAAUGGAAUGUGGAGAAUAUUGUUGAAUAUUAUUACUAUUAGUUUCUAAUUACUGAAGGGUUUAUUUUUAUUUUCUUGAAUU
Molecule: messenger RNA, 934 nt
Organism: Jatropha curcas
Lineage: Eukaryota; Viridiplantae; Streptophyta; Magnoliopsida; Malpighiales; Euphorbiaceae
Product: pathogenic type III effector avirulence factor Avr AvrRpt-cleavage: cleavage site protein
Source: RefSeq, a predicted model, not a curated record